CGAAAGCUGGGUUCUUUCGAAGGCAAAAUACAGGCUAUGAUGGCUUGAAAACCAACCGUGACCUUCAGCUCUGUCGCAAGCGCAACCUCCAACGCACCGCUUAUGAGGUGGACCGCCUUCCUUCAUUUUAUAUCAUCGCCUUAUUUCACUGCACCGCUACUUUUUCAUUUUCAACAUUACGCACCCCGAAAAUCCUGAAUUACCCGGCCGUGCAUUUGAGUCAACAAGCCUCCUGGCCAAUGACAGACGAGAUGCCCCUACAACCUCAUCAACACACACCAAUCCAAACCCCGACCAUGUCAGAAGAACGUCUUCUCUGCAGUUAUGGGAAAUCCAGACAGGCGCUCUCUCCGUACAUGCGACUUCGUCAUGUCGCGUAUAAGUAAAAGAUGUCUGCCCUUCCGACCCGUUGAAGGCAUCAGUCGAUGGCUACACUCGCGCUCGCUGCAAACAUCGCGAUGAUUGGAGGGCAUUUCGCCGAGAUGGUGCAAGUGUUCGUAUAUCCUCUCAUCACGCAUAUUCGCAAUCGCAUACACCCUAGGGAAGGGGACGAGCUGGAGAGGUGUCAACAGAAUUUAAGGAGUACGCUGGAUUUCCUAGAGGGAAUGGCACAGGAGGUCAUGCACAGCGAGAAGGAUUGUGAAUACAUGGCGAAGCUGGUGCGCGAACACGGGGUGCUAGAUCAAGAGACAUUAGACCUCAGCGGAAGUAUUCAGAAGAACGACUUGCAUCGAGAAGAUAACACAUGUUUUGAGACUGUCGGGAUAUUGGCACAUAAGGUCAAGCUGUUCCAAUUAAAGGUGCAGAUGUUUUCGAGCGAGAGGAGACGCGGAAGGAUAGUCAGCCUAAUGCAGGUACCAAGUCGGUUUCCUGCAAUUGAAGACCCGGAAAAGGGCUCUUCGUCGUCGACAGCGGCACCUCUUCCUCCACACACGACGUCUUCGUUACCGGAUUCGUCGCCAAACGCCUCGUCCGUUACUAUGGAUGUGUUGGCACAACAACAAGCCAAGUUCUGUCCAGACGAGGCUGCCUCGCCGCGUGCAUCUCCGGAAACACCCUAUGGAUUGGGUUCAACAAGUGGAAAGCUUGAAGGGGAUGGCAGCCUUGAAUCGAUGCACAAUCCUAAAGCAGCCAAGCUACCGGGCCUUGCAAGCGUCAAGGAAUAUAUUCGAGCUUGCAAGUCAGAUGUAUAAUUGGGUAUUAGAUCUGGACUAGUUACGGUUAUAUUCUGUACGUAGCUAGUCAACUUGACGAUACACAAGUAACAUCGAAAGCUUGUGGGAUUCCGG
Molecule: messenger RNA, 1289 nt
Organism: Marasmius oreades (fairy-ring Marasmius)
Lineage: Eukaryota; Fungi; Basidiomycota; Agaricomycetes; Agaricales; Marasmiaceae
Exons: 5
Coding region: 426-1193 (255 amino acids)
Source: RefSeq, a predicted model, not a curated record